Messenger RNA from Erpetoichthys calabaricus (reedfish), 921 nucleotides. RefSeq lists its product as uncharacterized. The transcript is spliced from 7 exons. The coding region runs from base 100 to 921 and encodes 273 amino acids. The record is from RefSeq and is a predicted model, not a curated record. Gene Ontology annotation, cellular component: nucleus. Lineage: Eukaryota; Metazoa; Chordata; Cladistia; Polypteriformes; Polypteridae.
UGAAACAAGCCUCGGAGCGGCACUUCGAGCUCCAGUGUAUCGAAAGCUCGGCUCAAUGUCCAAACCUCCGAAUCGAGCGGCCCAUCGCUACUAGAAAACAUGAUCAGCAAGUUUUUGAUAGGCGGCAACAAAAUGACGAAAGGACGGGCGCAUUUUUUCACACAAGAGGAGCAGGACCUUUUACUCGCUGGAUAUGAAGAAUUUCAAGAUUUAAUACGCACAAAGGGUAACACUGCAAAAGCAACCCAAAUCAGAAAAGACGGCUGGCAAAAAGUGGCCGACAGAUUAAACACAUCAAACGUGAGCACAAGGAGAACAUGGGAACAAGUUAAAGUGAAGUACAAGAAUAUACUUCAGACUGCUAAUAAGAAGAAGGCAGACAAGCAAAAAACAGGUGGAGGUCCACACGGUCCAGACCUCACCCCUGCAGAAGAGUUGGCUCUCCAGCAAAAUGCCCAUCGCCCUGUUUCUGAGGGCACUCCAGGGGGAAGCUCCUCCUCAGAACCAGCAGCAGGGUGCAGUGGUCACUUCAUUUCAGUUGCAGGGAAUGUCAUAUCCCUUGAACCCGUGUCUGACCAAGAAGAUCUUGACGAAGGUGAAAUAUUUGAUGAAGACACUGUGUCUGAUUAUUCAUCAGGACGAGAGGAGCCUGUCGCCAGCACACAUGUCCCUUUUGGAGCACAUCAGUCCACAUCCAAAAAAGGAGAUGGUGAGAAAAAUCUAUACAAGAGAUAUCUACAACAGAAAAUCUCAUACAGAAAACUAAAAAUGAGAAAAAUACAGCAGGACAUGGAACUUCAUGAACUGAGGACAACCAAAAUGAAGUUGCAGAUACAAAUACUAGAAAAACAAUUGAGUGGCAACACGUCCUCAGAGCCACAGCACCUGGCACCAUCACUGGAGCAUUACAGCGCUCGCUAA